GUGGGGUUGGUCGGGGGGCUGGAGGAGCCCCAGAGUCGCCGCCGAGUGCGCGCAUUUCUUGCUUAGUGGGGAGAUCGUCGUCGAGCUGCUUUCAUCUGGACAUCAGUCACCAGGGUCAAGAGCCAUGGACGUGUCCGUGUCCAGGAACCUUUCCGUCACCGUCACCGACCACAGCGCAGACAAGCUGAGGGAGAGGCAGCAGAUGCUGCGGGUGAAAAUCCAGAGGGCGGAGUCCAAAGCGCUGGGGAUCUCCCAGGUCAUGGUGGGCCUCAUGGUAAUGUCCUACUCCCUUCCUCUGCUCUUCACCAACUUCACGCAGGUCGUGACCUUCGGAGUGCCCUGGUGGAGCGGCAUUGUGUUUAUCGCGGCGGGAGCGGUUGCCAUAGAGACAGAAAAGCACGGCGAUAUGCGUCUGCUCCGCGUCUGUCUGCUGGUCACCGUGGCGGCAGCAGUGGCCUCCAUCCUGGCCCUCAUCUUCUACUUCGUCGACCUCCUCAGCAACCCGGAGAAGAUGUGCGAGAGAGAGGGCUCGCACGUCGUGUGCGAUCCGGAGUACUACUGCCAGGCCUUCAGCCGAGGACUGAAGUCUUGUCUCCUGCUGUUCACCGUGACGCAAGCGGCCGUUUCGGCGACGCUCUCCUUCCUCCUGUACAGGGAGCGGCGCAGCUUCACAGCGUACAUGUCCCUCACUGAGAAUGUGCCAGCAGGGGGCGCUCCUCUUGACUGCAACUGACCGAAGUUCGGCGCAAAGGUGUCCGAGGGGUCCCUCGGAGCGGCCCGUCUUGUGAAAGUGCGCGGGACCCUUUCUUACCGAACUGUGCUAUUGUCAUUUACAUGUUUUUUUCUUAACGAAUCAAAUCUAUAUUCUCAUUCCUUUUCAAUAAAAUACAGUGACAGUCA
Messenger RNA from Scleropages formosus (Asian bonytongue), 900 nucleotides. RefSeq names its product transmembrane protein 176 (gene tmem176). The record is from RefSeq and is a predicted model, not a curated record. NCBI's taxonomy places the organism in Eukaryota, Metazoa, Chordata, Actinopteri, Osteoglossiformes, Osteoglossidae. The transcript has 7 exons. Gene Ontology annotation, cellular component: membrane. The coding region runs from base 125 to 733 and encodes 202 amino acids.